UCCUGGAAGAAACCGUCCGAGAAAACUGGGGUAGGUUGUUAAUCGUGCCCAUUUUCAUGAGGCAUACUCGCGGUGAAUAUAGUAACCACACGGGUGUUAUUUUGGCUCCCACUUUAUCAAGGCUUCUGAUGUCACUGAUUCUUCGUUGGCUUACGGCAGCACGCGAAUCUUUGACCCCAAAGAAUCAAGCGGGAUUUCUAAAGGGCAGAGGCUUCGAGGAUAUGUCCACACUCCGUAAGAUAUUAAAGCAAUGCGGUAUUCCCGAAAACGAAGUCCUCGAAGUAGAAGAUCCGCUGCUGGGAGAAAUUCCGCGUGAACCGGUAGUUGACGAGCCACCGAUACCUGAAGGCUUGGGUCUGAACUCAGACUCCGACGACAUCGACGUGACUUCGGAUCUGGAAGAUAAUUUUGUCGAACUCGCAGGAGGAUCUGCAGUAAAAGAUAAAAAGAGUGGCGAUGAAGCGUCCGAAGAAGAAGACGAACAGCCGGAGAACCUCCCAGCAUUGACUGAUAUGUUUCCACAAAACAAAGUCAUAAUGAUGGAGCGAUUCUUGUACGGUGCUAAUGAAAGGCACCGUAACAGUGGGUCGGAUUCCAGUGGCGAUGAUGAAGCAUUUGGAAAUCCGGAUGACGCGACCGUGCUAAACCGGCAAUUUGAAAAGCUUCUACUCCGCUAUAGGAGUCGCGGCGGUUCAGCCAGUCAGUCGCAGGUGACGGGAACUUCAUUGAUGAGCGAAGGUUUGCAGUAUGCUCUUAGUCGAGACACCAGGACACUGCAUCAUCAGCACAAAAAACUGGACGAAGUGGAAGUCCUAGAUGAUGAAGUACGCCAGAAAACGAUUUGUCGAAACAACCAGCUUCAAGAGAACAUCCCACAGCUUACAAGUUCCGACGAAUCCGAUGACAAAGUCUCUGGAACACCGCCAGACAUUAUGUCGGUGCAAAGCGACCGCACUUCCAUAAAACCAAACUUCAACCAACUGGCGAUGCCGGUCAGUGCCAGAAAAUCCCAGACAUGUAACAGACAACCAAACAUUGGUGACAUGACCUCCUAUGAUCCUUACCCUGUUCCUCAUCUUGAUCCAACAGUCCUGACUAGAAAGAAAGACGAAUCGCGGCAGGAGAAACAUUUGCGAAAGUUGGCAGUCAAGCAACAUCGAAGGGAACGUCGCAAAGUAAGAAAAGCAAAUCAACAAAAUUUCCAUGCGGAACACGAACAGCGGUUGAAAACAAAUGCACGAAUGGUGACCAUAAAAUGAUCAGAAAUAUAUGUUUUCGUCCUCAUUGUCUGCAAGUAACCUUGACACAUAUGAUUUGAAGUUUUGAUUUGUUUUCGCACUGGAAUAAAAUUCUUG
This is a messenger RNA of Opisthorchis viverrini, 1355 nucleotides long. RefSeq lists its product as hypothetical. Lineage: Eukaryota; Metazoa; Platyhelminthes; Trematoda; Opisthorchiida; Opisthorchiidae. The transcript is spliced from 5 exons. The coding region runs from base 57 to 1259 and encodes 400 amino acids. Gene Ontology annotation, biological process: ribosomal small subunit export from nucleus; ribosomal small subunit biogenesis. The record is from RefSeq and is a predicted model, not a curated record. Gene Ontology annotation, cellular component: cytosol; preribosome, small subunit precursor; nucleus.